This is a messenger RNA of Hyla sarda, 2379 nucleotides long. It is a transcript of the gene GMCL1, whose product is annotated as germ cell-less 1, spermatogenesis associated. Gene Ontology annotation, molecular function: protein binding. Bases 473 to 1951 code for a protein of 492 amino acids. Gene Ontology annotation, biological process: germ cell development. The transcript has 15 exons. The record is from RefSeq and is a predicted model, not a curated record. Lineage: Eukaryota; Metazoa; Chordata; Amphibia; Anura; Hylidae.
CCCUGGCGCCCCGCCCUUUCUUUGUGACGUGUCGUAGUGGGCGGGGUCAGCUGGACGCAGUCUAGCCUGGUUCUUUUCGCUAGUAGAGAAGUCGUUUUGGAAGUUUUCCGGAAGUAGCCAAAGGCUGAGGGUCUCGGGACCGGAUGGAACGCUAAAAGCAAACAGUCCGGAUAGGGGACUGUGACUGCAGCAUAGGGGGUACAGCGGCGGGUGUCAGUGGGAACGGGCGUUGUGGAGAUGUACAAGUUGCAGUAAGUGGGUGACACUCGAGGAGGACCCUGCGGAGUUGGUGACCCGAAGCGGGUAUUGACGGGUGGCCAGUUGGUGGAGUAGGCAUCUUAUAGUGCUGUCCUGGAUCCGGGUCACUAGGUGGAGGUGUUAUCCGAAGAACCAUGAGCCCCGGCUGCUGUCUCUAGGAUCCCCCUAAUCUACAUGGCUCCCCCGGAGGUGACCCGACACACAGGAACCCACUAUGGGCUCUCUGAGCAGUAGACUGUUAGGCCAGGACGCCUCAUACAAUCCUGUUGGCUCUUGUGAAUGCAGGAAGCGAAAAAGAAGCUUGGAGUGUCAGUGUGACAGAGAGACAGACGAUGAGCUCGAAAACCUACUCAAUACCCCACGCAGGAAAAAGCUGAAAAGUACUUCCAAGUAUAUAUACCAGACCCUCUUCCUCAAUGGGGAGAACAGUGACAUAAAGAUUUGUGCACUUGGUAAAGAAUGGAACCUCCACAAAAUCUACCUCUGUCAGUCUGGAUACUUCUCCAGUAUGUUCUGUGGUUCCUGGAAAGAAUCCAGCAUGAAUGUGAUAGAACUGGAGAUACCUGACCACAACAUUGACGCAGAAGCUUUGCAGGUGGCAUUUGGCUCGCUCUACAGAGAUGAUGUCCUGCUAAAACCCAGCCGCGUCAUUGCUGUAUUAGCAGCUGCUUGUAUGCUUCAACUAGAUGGUUUAAUUCAGCAGUGUGGGGAAACCAUGAAAGAGACUAUCAGUGUUCAGACAGUCUGCAGCUAUUCCAUGGCAGCUGGUGUCUACGGGUUAGACUCUGUGAAAAAAAAGUGCCUUGAAUGGCUUCUAAAUAACUUAAUGACCCAUCAAAGUGUAGAUCUGUUCAAAGAGCUCAGCAUCAAUAUGAUGAAACAGCUCAUAUGUUCUCCGGACCUACUUGUAAUGCAGGUAGAGAUGGACGUGUAUACGGCUUUAAAAAAGUGGCUGUUCCUGCAGUUAGUGCCUUCUUGGAAUGGGUCCUUAAAACAGCUCCUAAGUGAAGCAGAUGCCUGGUUCUCUAAACGCAGGAAAGAAUUAGAAGAUACUGGCAUCACCUUUCUGGAAACUGAGCGGGGCUGCCCAUUUGUGCCAGUUUUCAAGCAUCUGCGUAUGCAAUACAUCAUCAGUGACUUGGCAUCAGCAAGGAUUAUCGAACGUGAUGCUCUGAUACCCUCAGAGUGGUUGUCCUCUGUGUACAAGCAGCAGUGGUUCACUAUGCUCCGUGCUGAGCAGGAUAAUGACACCGGCCCUCAAGAAAUCAAUAAAGAAGAACUGGAGAACAACAGCAUGAGAUGUGGCAGGAGACUUGCUAAAGACGGUGAUUAUUGUUGGAGAUGGACUGGAUUUAACUUUGGUUUUGACUUGUUGGUCACAUACACGAACCGCUACAUCAUUUUUAAAAGGAAUACCUUAAACCAGCCAUGCAGUGGUUCUGUCAGUCUGCAGCCACAAAGGAACAUUGCAUUCAGGUUACGCUUGGUGUCGUUCGAUACGAAUGGUAAAAUAAUCUGCAGUCGAACAAGUGGCUAUCAGAUACUCAGCCUUGAAAAAGAUCAGGAACAAGUGGUGAUGAACCUGGACAGUCGCCUGCUUGUGUUUCCUCUCUACAUCUGCUGCAAUUUCUUGUACACAUCCCCCGAGAGACGAGUGGACUCAGAAGGACAGGGGGAGAGUUCGGACAUCUAAAAGGGCCACUGCCUACAUCAAGAUCUUAAUGUGAAAAAGGGAAAGUUUUUUUUUUCCUUCAGGUUUACUUUCUUACUGGUGCAAGGAAAAGAACAUAUGUAGCGGUUUAAUGGACUUGUAUCACAGUAUGCUUAGAGAUGAAUGAGGUUUAUAACACUACACCUCAGAAUGUAGGUUCUUCUGCCUAACAUCGCAAGCCAAAAGUCUGUAUGAAUUACUUAAGAGGUACUUGGGCAAAAAAAAAAAAAAAAUGUCUAAUGCAUUUAUAGAAAUGUCCACAGGUCCUCUAUAAACAUGCAGCCUUGGGAUAUUUAAAAAGAAAUAUAUAUAUAUUUUUUUGCGCUAGAGUACUUCUUUAAUUAUGUUUAAAGAGAAUCUGACACCCUGUUUCCACCACACUCAACCCAAUAUACUGGGUUAUAGUGAGG